UCUCGCAUCCGGUCAGCCAGUGGUCAUGCUGGCAUGGUGGAGCUGCCGUUGGCGUUCGACAGAAUCCAAGAAGAUGUACAUGCAACCUGCAAGAGAUGUGCAUGCCAAGCGGAAACUUGUUAACACUGGAGAUGAGUUGAUGUUCCCUGUGAAUGCUCGAAGGACGUGCCGAAGAGAAAGAUCCGCAUCACGAAACGUGGAGAAGCGUAUCGUUUGGAGCGAGUGCUGCGGAGGGCAGAAUUCUAGUAAUUAUGUAUGCGUGUUUGACAUAUGUUCCGGGGGUCAUCUCACCCUUCUUCCCAUUUCUUGUUUCCCUUCUCCUACAACUCUCCCACCCUUGUGAAUUUCUAUAUGCCAAACCCAUCAGAAUGCUCACAGGUUUCCAAAGUUUUUGUUCACCCCGAAGCGUGGGCCAUCGCACCAGGCCGGGUCAAAAAAAUAUGACCGACUGGGAGGUGCUCAAACAGUUGUUGGACCGCAACCCCUACGUUUUGCUACACGUUUUCACCUCCGGCGUACUGUCAUUAAUUUACAAUAGCCUGCAGUAUACCAUGGUCCACAAACUCUCAGCCACGCAUGCCACCUUUGCGGGCAACUUCAACAAGGCUGCCACCAUUGCCUUGUCAUUAUUCUUGGGCCUCGAGGCACUCCCCUCUGGCUUGUACGGGAAGAUCUUCGUCCUAGCUAUCUUGGGCAACAUCACGGCCUUCACUGCCUUUAGUGCUUCAAAGGCCAAAUGACUGAGAGACGAGGGGACUUCCGUGGUAGCAAGUCUCGCGCCAUGGCGAGCUUUCUCCCCACCAAUCGGGUGACACCGUUUUGUGCAAAUUGGUUCGGUAAGAAGAAGUGACAGCGGUUGCCGUUUGGAUGUGAGAACACUUGCUAGUCCGAAUCGUUGCAAGCCGCGGGAGCUUGUAACUGUCAUGUACAGCAAUUGAUUUCAAUAAUGAAUGUUGGUCAUUUGGAAGACCAAGGCCCUUCGCAAAUUCUGGGCAGUUGUCGAUUUGAAGUGCCCAUGUGGGACGUCGCGUUUUUUCGUGGUUUCAGUUUCGCACGUCCAGAGUGAGGAGAAGCAAUCGAUCAGUUAUCAGUCAGAGUAAACUCUUUAGUAGCCCAGAGAGUAGGCAUGUUAAUCCGCAACAUGGUCAAGUGAUUCAGCUUGAGACGGAGCUGGCUUCAGCUUUUUCUCCCAGCACCAUGUGCAAUUUCUUUUGGGGAGUACAAAGCCGGUCAUGAAAAAACACACGUUGGCCAGGAAGGUCCGCGGGACUUUUGGGGUGCGAGUAAGGUUCGCAUGGGAUUGUCAAUGGCCUUUUUUGGUUGCAUCCACGUUUGGCAAUCAUGGGAGUACCGUCCGGAUGGAGUUCUGCAACAAAUGGUAGCUUUUGUCUUGCACUCUGAUUUUGGAGUUGAUCAUUUGGCUGGCCGCGAGCAGCCCUGUUUUGCAGAACGGAUGGAUCACUGAGAUUCUGUGGCUCUUGGAAAAGGUUGCGCGAUUGAGACUGAAUGUCAUGACGUUGCUUGACCCAGGCAAUCGUCAGAUACAGACGAGAUUGGCCAAUGCUGCCGGAGGUGUUGCGCAAUCGUCAGAUGUUGCGUAAAAAUCAGGCUGCCUCGCGCGUACUGUGCUUGCCUUGCUACAGGCAGUU
This is a messenger RNA of Durusdinium trenchii, 1649 nucleotides long. NCBI's taxonomy places the organism in Eukaryota, Dinophyceae, Suessiales, Symbiodiniaceae. The record is from the annotation of a GenBank genome assembly.